Messenger RNA from Closterium sp. Naga37s-1, 1257 nucleotides. The record is from the annotation of a GenBank genome assembly. NCBI's taxonomy places the organism in Eukaryota, Viridiplantae, Streptophyta, Zygnematophyceae, Desmidiales, Closteriaceae.
AUGCAUGUCGCCACCGCCAGUGCUUCCAUGCCACUGCACCACAUGCCGAUCGUUCGUGGUCUCUCAACCAUAAGCAGUGUGCUGACAUCGCUUCUGCAUGGCAUGGCAUCCCCUUUCACUCGACUCCAUCCUGUUCCACUGGCCCCUGAUUUACCUCCACUCUUCACAGAUCCAUCACCAGGCAUGUCGACCGAGGUUAUAGCAUCGAUUGCGGUCGGCAUCGUUUGUCUUGUGCUGCUCGUUGGCCUGGUGGAGCAGAUGGCAUCGAAGCACCACCCGCACCUGGUGCGGCUGCUGGGGUACUGUGUGCACAUGGAUGCGCGCACGGAGCAGCAUGAGCAGAUCGUCGUCUACGAGUUCAUGCCCAGCGGUGACCUGCAAUCCUGCAUGCCCGCCUACCCCGUCGACGCGCCUGAGAAAGGUGGGGAGUGUGGAAGGGUUGGGAGUGCGGGAAGGGUGGGAAGAGUGAGGGGGAUGGGGCAUUGGAAAGAGAUGGCCUGCUGUGCUGUCCGACAUGGGCGCCACACGGGCGCGCGCGUGCAAGUGCUGUUGGGAGUGGCGCGUGGGCUGCAGUACCUGCACAGCUUUGGCAUCGUGCACCGCGACAUCAAACCCGCCAACAUCCUGCUCGAUGCCCACAUGACGGCCAAUGUGGCGGACUUUGGGCUGGUGAGGAUGGGCAAUGAGAGCACGGGUGACACGACGCGCAUUCUGGGAACACCGGGCUAUGUGGACCCCGCAUACUCCAAGUCGCGCAAAGCCGCCCCCUCCAACGACGUCUACAGCUAUGGCAUAGUCAUGUUGGAACUCUUCACAUCCCAGAGGGCAAUCCUGCGGGAGGGAGACCACAACAUCAACAUCAGGCAAUGGGGACCCGCGCGCACGCGCAUAGCAGCGCCGCUCGCCCAGCAGGACCUCGCGCACGCACGGCAACACGCGCAGGCACGGCAUGCGCAGCGUGUGCUAAAACCGCCGCUGCGCGCCCUUAACUCGCCGACACGCGCCCUUAAAUUGCCGCUGUACGUCUUGUCCGCCUGCGCCCCGUCCUGUCCUGCACCCUGCCCAGCCGCCAGCGCGCACAGCAGCACGCACGAUGUCGCGCAUGAGCAGACGCGCGCGGCGGCAGCUGGGCGCGCACGCGCAACUGCCUCCAGAGUAGGAGCUGUGCGUGCAAGAUCAGCCGUGCACAAGGAGCCGUACGUGCAGCAGCAGCAACUACUUGUAGCUUCUUUAAACGCCGCUGCCCACUCUCAUUGA